This is a messenger RNA of Mesitornis unicolor (brown roatelo), 2787 nucleotides long. Its product is annotated as regulator of telomere elongation helicase 1-like. Gene Ontology annotation, cellular component: nucleus. Gene Ontology annotation, molecular function: DNA polymerase binding; nucleic acid binding; DNA helicase activity. Gene Ontology annotation, biological process: regulation of double-strand break repair via homologous recombination; telomeric loop disassembly; negative regulation of DNA recombination. The transcript has 24 exons. The record is from RefSeq and is a predicted model, not a curated record. The annotation marks the transcript as partial. Lineage: Eukaryota; Metazoa; Chordata; Aves; Mesitornithiformes; Mesitornithidae.
AAAGAAAUUCUUCUUCAGCUAGAAAGUGCUAUUGAUGCAGUGGAGCUGCCACCAAAUGGAAGUGGAGUCACCAAAGAGGGAAGCUACAUCUUUGAUCUGUUUGCAGAAGCCCAAAUAACAUUCCAGACCAAAACCUCCCUCUUGGAGUCACUAGAGCAGAUUUUACAGUUUCUUUCAGGCCGUACUGGUGUAUUUGUCAACACAUCUGGAUUACAUAAACUCUCAGAUAUUAUUCAGACAGUAUUCAACAUCGAUCCUCCAGAAGGCACAACAGGCUUCAUGCCACAUCGCUCAAUAUCUAAAUAUUAUAAGGUACAUAUCCAUCUGGAUAACAGCAAUCAGAAGAAGAAACAGAGGACAGAUCUCUGGAAUUCAUCAUCUGCAAAAAAACAAGGAAAAACCUUAAGCUAUUGGUGUUUCAGCCCUGGAUACAGUAUGCAUGAGCUUGUUCGACAGGGAGUCAGGACAAUUAUCCUUACGAGUGGCACUCUCUCCCCACUCUCAUCAUUUACAAUGGAAAUGCAGAUCCCUUUUCCUGUUUGCUUGGAGAAUCCUCAUGUCAUUGAUAAACAACAGCUCUGGGUUGGGAUCAUUCCUAAAGGACCUGAUGGCACCGUGCUUACUUCUAACUAUGAGAGAAGGUUUUCAGAGGAUUAUUUAUCUUCUCUGGGGAAAACAAUAGGUAACCUUGUGCGAGUUGUGCCCCAUGGACUCCUGGUGUUCUUCCCAUCGUAUCCUGUCAUGGAUAAGAGCCUGGAAUAUUGGAGAGAGCAUGACUUCACUAAAAGAAUCGAAGAAGUGAAGCCAAUGUUUGUGGAACCCAGGAACAAAGGAAGCUUUGCAGAGGUAAUGGAUGCCUACUAUGAUCAAGUUGUCUGCCCGAAGUCCAACGGAGCUGCUUUUUUGGCAGUGUGUAGGGGGAAGGCCAGUGAAGGCUUGGACUUUGCAGACAUAAAUGGACGAGGAGUCAUCAUCACUGGGCUGCCGUUUCCUCCUCGGAUGGAGCCCAGAGUCGUGUUAAAGAUGCAGUUCCUGGAUGAGAUGAAGAGAAGCGGUGCAGGUGCACAGUAUUUAUCUGGGCGUGAGUGGUACAGCCAGCAAGCAUCCCGGGCUGUUAAUCAGGCCAUUGGCAGGGUCAUCAGACAUCGCCAGGACUAUGGUGCUAUCUUCCUGUGUGACAACAGGUUCACAAACGGUGAUGUGAGAGGCAAACUGCCUUCGUGGGUCCGCCCGUACGUGAACGUUUAUGACAACUUUGGGCAUGCGGUCAGAAGCGUCUCCCUCUUCUUCCGUGUCGCUCAAGAAACUAUGCCCCCGCCCCUGCCACAACGUCCUUCUGGCUCUGCUGAUUCCCUCGGUGAAGGCGAUACGGCAGCAUCUACUUCAUCUGAGCACACCCUCUCCCUGCAAAAAGCCAAAAACUUGGAUGACCAUGUUCCCAGUUUGAAGAGGAAAAGAGCUGUGAUGCCAGUAAAUGGAGAUGGAGCACCCAGCCUAUGCGUGGAAUAUGAACAAGAGCUGGUCUCGCCUAGAAGAGAACGUGUUGGGCUCUUGGACGCGCUGGAGCGCAAUGAGAAGGGCAGCGAAGAUGCAGAGGAGGAAAACGAGUUGUUUGGAGAGGAAAAGGCACACCGUCUGUCAACACUUUCCCUUCAGUAUGAGAAGAGGUUAACUGAUGAGCAGAAAGGAGGAAGGAAGAAAAUAAAGCUAGUCAGCAAUACACAAGCUGACAAGAAAUCCGACCUGACGGAGCCAAAGAAAGCCCGAGCUACGUCGUACAUCGCAACAGUGAAGAAGACUCUGAGCCGGGAGAACUACGAUCUCUUCUCCAAAGCUCUUCAGCAAUACAAGAAGACAGACGACUUCCAUGCCAUGUUAUCUCAGAUGAGCUCUCUCUUUAUAGAGGAUGAAAAGAAGCAUGUCUUGUUACGAGAAUUUUACCAGUUUGUUCGACCUCAGCAUAAAAAGCAGUUUGAUGAAGCAUGCUGCAAUCUGACUGGAGCGGGCUGCGGCUACAAACCUGAGCACAGCCUCCUGCGGGAAGAGAGGCAGAUCCUGGCCAAGGAAAUGGAAGAAAACCAGAGUCAGCAGAAAAGCAUCUUCUCAAAGGACUCACGUGCUCAGCUGAACCCUGGGCUCCACCUGAACCGAGGAGGUUUCCACUUGACAACGGGACUGAAUAGUGCAGGACAGAAUGCCAGCCAAGCUCCAAGGAAAGACACUGAAAAAGCUUCAAGCUCCAGGAAAGAUCACCACCAGGUCCUCAGGACAACUUAUCUCAACGAUGUGAAAAGGGCUUUGACCCAAGGCACUUACAGCCGCUUCUAUGAAGCGUUGUUAGCUUACAAGAGGACGGAUAACUACGAUGCCAUGGUGUCUGUGAUAGCAGCCCUCACCACUGAGAGGCCAGAAGACUUCCAUCUCCUACAAAGGUUUUACAUGUUUGUGCGCCCUCACCACAAAGAGAGGUUCAAACAGAUGUGCAAAGAUGUGACUGGAAUGGUGUGUGGCGAGGGCGAGAAGCAACCGCAGCACCAGGUGCCAGGGGAAGGGAGCCCUCCAAGUUUGGAAAGCUGCUGCAUUAAGGAAGAAAACACCCACGUACAAGGGAGAUACCAGUGCUCUAACUGCAAAUCUGAGGACGAUGUGCCUUUUAAAUGUCCGUUAUGUGACUUCACUUGCUGCAAAACAUGCUGGGAGCAGUUCUUACAGGUGGUGAGGAAGUGCCCGGAGUGCCACAGUGAUGUGAAGAAGCAGCGAUUAAUCCAAGCUUUCUUCUGGUUAUAA